UGGGGACAAGGUUGCCCCAUGCCCAUGAAAAGCCGAGAGAAAUUAUUCGCAUUGUUUUUUAUGCCUUGCUCAAGUUGCUCUGGGACUGCGAGACCAUCCUCCAGGGAAAUGCGUAUAUAGGAGUUCCCAAAACAGCUUUUGGAUUUAUGCAGAAAAUAAUUAAUUCGCAUAAAUUAAAAUUAACUUUUGGCGGGAUCUUGGUUAUAAAACGUAACGAAGGAGGGUGAGGGGAAAUAAAUAGGAACAAGAAGCACUGCGCGCGUUUUAUUUGUUCUCUCUUUUUUGCAAUGGUUUCUUCUAGGAAUUCGGGAAGAAAGCGUUCUGCCAGCUUAUCUACAGGCGAUGACGACUUCUCUGGUCUUCAAGUUGAAAGCAUUUCUGGAGCUGCAGAAAAUGGAUUAAAACAUCACACAGAUGAAUAUGAAAGUGAUGCAUUAGUUAUUCGCAGAGGUCAAAGUUUUUCCUUGGAAAUCCAGUUAAAGUCACCUCAUAAGCCAGAAAAUAACUUUAUUGUGCAGCUGGAAACUGGUAAGAAACCAAAGAAAAGAUCCAGAACCUUAUUGAUUGCAGAGUUGAAAACAGAACAUGAUGAUAAGAAUGACUGCUAUUACCAGAUCACACAACAAAAAGAUAACAUGCUUCAUAUUGAUGUCAACAUUCCUUCAAAUGCACUUGUCUCUCAGUAUAAAAUGGUCCUUGUUGCAACUGUUAAAGAAAAAAGCAAAAAAAGAACUAAAGAAUUUGUCUUUCCAAAGGAUGUGUUCAUUUUAUUCAACUCAUGGUGUGAAGAUGAUGAGGUGUACAUGGAAAAUGAAGAUUUAAAAAAAGAAUAUGUUUUAAACGACUCUGGAUAUGUAUAUUGGUCUGGAAGAAGAGCUAAACCAUGGUUCUUUGGACAGUUUACAGAUACUGUUUUGAGAUGCACAUUCAAGUUACUGAUGUCAACAUAUCCCUCCAGACGCGACACAGCCAGAGAAGUUGCCAGGCAUAUGUCUGCCCGUGCCAACAGCUUUGAUAACAAUGGUCUUCUCGAAGGAAAUUGGUCUGGUAAAUAUGACGGAGGUGUGAAACCUUGGGAAUGGAAUGGAAGUGUAAAGAUUUGUAGACAGUAUUUAACCACUGGUGAACCAGUCAAGUUUGGUCAAUGUUGGGUCUUUUCUGGACUGGUUACCUCGUUGAUGCGAUGUUUGGGCGUACCUUCAAGAAGUGUUACAAACUACGACUCGGCGCACGAUACAGACAAUAACUGCACGUUUGAUAAAUAUUUUGACAAAGACAUGAAUUACCUUGAUGAAGAAUCUGAUGAUUCUUGUUGGAAUUUCCAUGUAUGGAAUGAUGUGUGGAUGACACGAUUGGAUCUCCCUGAAGGUUUUGGAGGGUGGCAAGCCAUUGAUGGAACACCUCAGGAAGAGAGUGAAAAUAUCUACCGAUGUGGCCCAGCCUCUUUGUUAGCUAUAAAGGAAGGAAACGUUCACUAUGGCUUCGAUACCAGAUUUGUUUUUGCUGAGGUAAAUGCUGAGAAGGUGUAUUGGCAACGUGAUGACGAAGAGGAUGAUUGGGUUCCUGUUCGAUUUAAGAAAGACAGCGUUGGUCAUUUUAUCAGUACAAAGAAACCCAAUGAACCAUGGCGAGAGGACAUCACAGACCAGUACAAAUAUAAAGACGGUUCUUUACUCGAACGAGCGGCUGUGUAUAACGCUUUGAAAAGAUCAAAAAAUCCUGCCCUUCGAAAACAACCAAGUGAUGUCAAAUUUAAGUCUACACUCCCUCGAGAGGUGUCAUGCGAUGCAGGCGUUGACUUUGUUGUUAACGCUAAGAAUAACUCCUCACGGGAAUUGGAGAUUGACACAGUUGUCACUGCGCAAUUGGUUCGCUACAAUGGUGUCUCGCUGAAGAAGUUGGAAAAACAAAGUUUGAGAAAGACAGUAGCGCCGAAUGGAGAUGUUGACUUCAAAUUUCACUACGAUCCUGUGGAGUAUCGUGAGGAUGUGGAUGAAAAUGUUACAAUCAGAUUGUCUUAUAUGUCACGUGUUGUGCAAACCAAACAGAUUUAUGUGAGCCAGAAAACGUGCGACAUUAACAAACCUGAACUUCAAGUUUCCUUGGUCUCUGAAGACAAGAAGAUUAAGCCUGGUGAUGAGGUUGCAGUGAAUAUUGUGAUUCCUUCAGCCUGCAAUAUUUUAAAGUAUUCCAACUGCAAAAUUGAAUUAGAUGGUCCCUUACUUGCCGAGGAGCAGAUUUUCAAUUUAAAUGGCUGUGUGUCAGACGGAAGUGCCAAGGUUGAGAAGAAAUUUGUUGUGAAGAAAAACAUAAAAAAGUCGAGAUCGUUAGAGUUAAUUGUAACAUUUAACUCGAAAGAAUUAAGCGGAAUAACUGGAACAAUCGACGUUUCGGUUGUUGUGUAAGAUUUAAACAUUUGUGCGAUUUAUUUGUCUAACUACCUUUUACUAUGUGGUAGCCUACGAGAUAAUACUUUUUAUGAGUUUACAUUCAUGUGAAUAUACACCCACAUCCAAUUUGUAGUAUCAUUAAAGAUAUCGUGGUAAAUUUCCUACGCUCUUAACGCGGAAACCAGUAGACCACAAUAUAUCAAAUUUCCAAUUUACAACCUCCUACAUCAGUGCAUUUUGAUGGAACGUUACCAUUUUUUAUACUGAAAACAGCUUUCUUAGAAAAAAACAUUGUAUUUAUAUAAUUUUUCUCUUUAUAGUGUAGUUGCAGUCAAAAAUAAAUUUUCGUGUCAUAGUACGCGACUAUAAAUCA
Molecule: messenger RNA, 2763 nt
Organism: Hydractinia symbiolongicarpus
Lineage: Eukaryota; Metazoa; Cnidaria; Hydrozoa; Anthoathecata; Hydractiniidae
Product: hemocyte protein-glutamine gamma-glutamyltransferase-like
Exons: 13
Coding region: 288-2405 (705 amino acids)
Biological process (GO): peptide cross-linking
Molecular function (GO): protein-glutamine gamma-glutamyltransferase activity
Source: RefSeq, a predicted model, not a curated record